AUGUUAAAGGCAGUUCUGAAAAAGAGCCGAGAGGGUGGAAAAGGAAACAAGAAAGAACCAGCAGGUGACUCCUGCCCAGAAAAUGCCUUACAGGUUAUUGCAACAUCCGGCCCCACUGCCGAUUUUCCCAUUGGCAACCAGUCCGUCUCGGAGGAUGUUUAUAGAAUGAACUUGGCCAAAGGAGUCUCCAUGUCUUUGCCAUCUUCACCUUUGCUCCCACGACAGUGUUACCUGAUGCAGUCAAGAUCAAACAAAAAGUCCCCAGGUCCGAUCAGGAAGCUCAAGUAUGUGGAAAGUCCUAGAGUGCCAGGUGAGGCAGUGCCACCACUGAGAAAAGGGUCAGAGCAAGGAGAAACCAAUUCAAAUGCAAAGCCUGACAAAGACGCAAGCUGUUCUCCUGCAGCACAAGAACUGAUGACAAGAUUGGGUUUUUUACUGGGAGAAGGGAUCCCAACCUCUGCACAUAUAGAAGAGAAAAAUAAAGCCAUGUGUACAGUAGCCAUUCAAGGAGUCAGUCCCUGCUCUACCCUCACAAGCAGCACUACUUCACCUAGCACUGAUAGUCCCUGCUCAACUCUCAAUAGCAGUAUUGACAAAAGAGCAACCCACAAAAGUAGUCCCUGUGGAACCAUUAGCAGCCCUAGCUCCACCCUGGAGAGCAAGGACAGUGGAAUUAUAGCAACCAUAACGAGUUCAUCAGAGAAUGAUGAUCGCAGUGGAUCCAGUUUGGAGUGGAGUAAGGAUGGGAGUCUCAGAGCAGGAGCACAGCAGGGGGCCCUUCACGAUCGAAGAACAGAUAGUUGUUCACCUGUUGCAGAGGAGGAGACAGCUGCAUCUGCUGAGAAUUUACCAAAAGAAGUGCCUGCAGGAGAGGGCCUGAUUCCCUUUGUGCAGAACUCUAGCUCUUUAAUAAUGCCUCGUCCAAACUCUGUCGCAGCAACAAGUUCAACCAAAUUGGAAGAUCUGAGUUACUUGGAUGGACAAAGAAACGUUCCUUUACGCACCUCAAUUCGCUUACCGUGGCACAAUACCGCCGGGGGCAGAGGGCAACAGGAGAUUAAAGGACGUUUCGUUCCGUAUAAGCCUCAAGACAUUUUGCUGAAGCCACUCUUGUUUGAAGUGCCAAGCAUAACUACGGAUUCGGUGUUCGUCGGAAGAGAAUGGCUUUUUGAAGUGAUUGAAGAAAAGCUGAAGAGUACAGAUCCGACAGAGAACAGGGGAGCAGUUAUUACUGGAAAUGUGGGAUUUGGGAAGACUGCUGUUAUUUCACGGCUGGUAGCACUUAGCUGCCAUGGAAGUCGCAUGAGACAAAUAGCUUCAAAUAGUCCUAAUUCAUCCCCCAAAAGUGGUGACUCCUGUCAGGAGAUUCCCCUAAGUCAGUUACCCCUAUCUGCUCCUUCAAAUGGAACCAACACAACGAAGACUCCGAAUUGUCCUGGAAAUCCUGAACACCAAAAUAAAAUGGAGGAUUCUGUGAGACGUCUUGCUUCAAAGGUUGUUGCUUAUCACUACUGCCAGGCUGACAACACAUAUACGUGUCUUGUCCCAGAAUUCGUGCACAGUGUUGCAGCUCUCCUUUGUCGUUCAAGUCGAUUAACAGCGUAUAGAGAUCUCCUAAUAAAAGAACCUCACUUACAGAACAUGCUUAGCCUGAGAUCCUGUGUCCAAGAUCCGGCAGCAGCAUUUAGAAGGGGAGUCUUGGAACCGCUCUCAAGCCUCAGGAAAGAGAAGAAAAUUCCUGAGGAAGAAUACAUAAUUUUGAUAGAUGGCUUAAAUGAUGCUGAAUUUCAUAAACCUGAUUAUGGUGAUACACUUUCUUCAUUUAUCACAAACAUAAUUUUGAAAUUUCCUCCUUGGCUGAAGCUUAUUGUGACUGUAAGAACCAACUUUCAGGAAAUAACAAGUUCACUACCAUUUAUCAGAGUAUCCCUGGACAAUUUUCCAGACAACAAAGAAAUCUAUGGUGACUUGAGUGCUUAUAUUCAGUACAGGAUUAACAACAGUCAAGAAAUUAUAAACAAUAUAUCUUUAAAUGGAAAAGCUGAUGCAGCCAUUAUUGGGAAAGUGAGUAACCACUUGAUCAUGAGAAGCCUGGGAUCUUACCUCUAUUUGAAGUUGACACUGGAUCUUUUCCAAAAAGGUCACCUGGUGAUCAAAAGUGCAAGCUACAAGGUAGUUCCUGUGUCUUUAUCAGAACUGUAUUUACUUCAGUGCAACAUGAAGUUCAUGACAAAUUCCGCUUUUGAGCGAGCCCUGCCUAUAUUAAAUGUGGCACUAGCAUCCCUACAUCCCAUGACAGAUGACCAGAUUUUCCAAGCUAUUAAUGCAGGCCAAAUAAGUGGUGAACAGCAGUGGGAAGACUUCAGCCAGAGGAUAGAGACUCUCUCAUGUUUCCUGAUCAAGAGACGUGACAAAACGCGUAUGUUCUGCCAUCCUUCCUUCAGGGAAUGGCUUGUUUGGAGAGCAGACGGUGAAAACACUGACUUCCUGUGUGAGCCAAGGAAUGGACAUGCUCUGCUGGCUUUCAUGUUUUCUCGACAGGAGGGGAAGUUAAACCGCCAGCAAACUAUGGAGCUUGGUCAUCAUAUACUUAAAGCUCACAUUUUUAAGGGUUUCAGUAAAAAGACUGGAAUUUCUUCCAGUCAUCUUCAAGCCCUGUGGAUCGGGUAUAGUACUGAUGGACUAUCUACAGCCCUUGCUUCUCUGAGAAAUAUCUAUACACCCAAUGUGAAGGUGAGUCGUCUGCUGAUCCUGGCAGGAGCGAACGUGAAUUACAGGACAGAAGUACUAAAUAAUGCUCCAGUUCUGUGUGUUCAGUCACACCUUGGACAUGAAGAAAUGGUCACUCUUUUACUAGAAUUUGGAGCUGCUAUUGAUGGACCUUCAGAAAGUGGAAUGACCCCCCUUAGCUACGCAGCAGCUGCAGGUCACAUGAACAUAGUGUCGCUGCUGUGCAAAAAGGGUGCAAAGGCUGACUGCAUAGACAAGAAAGGCCAGUGUGCGUUGAUCCAUAGUGCACUCAGAGGGCAUCGUGAUAUUCUUGAGUACUUGCUCCAUGCUAUUUGGAUAACUCCUUCCCAAGAACAAAAUUCACUGAGAAAAUGCCAAGUGCUGCAGCAAGCAUUGACGGCAGCUUCCAGUAUGGGACACUCCCAGGUGGUUUGUUACCUUCUGGCAAUUGAAAAGGGACAUGAAAUUGAUAUCAACGACACUGAUGUGCUGUGGGGAGAGACAGCCCUGACAGCUGCUGCAGGACGAGGAAAACUGGAAGUCUGUGAAUUGCUGCUUGAAAACGGAGCUGUUGUGACAAAAGCGAACAGGAGGGGGGUGCCCCCGCUUUUCUGUGCGGUUCGGCAGGGUCACUGGCAGAUAGCUAAACUUCUGCUGGAGCACGGCUCUGAUGUGAACUCAAGUGACAAGCAAGGCAGGACACCGCUUAUGGUGGCCUCUUGUGAAGGACAUUUGAGCACUGUGGAAUUUCUGUUUUCUGAAGGUGCAGCUAUUUCAUCUCUGGACAAAGAAGGACUGACAGCUUUGAGCUGGGCAUGUCUAAAAGGACACAGGGAAGUGGUUCAGUAUUUAGUUGAAAAAGGUGCUGCAAUUGAUCAGAUGGACAAAAAUGGACGAACACCCUUAGACCUGGCAGCCUUUUAUGGAGAUGCUGAUAUUGUGCAGUAUUUGGUAGAGCAGGGAGCAGUGAUUGAGCACGUGGACCACAGCGGCAUGCGGCCACUGGACAGAGCUAUUGGAUGUCGAAAUACGGCAGUAGUGGUUAUGUUGCUGAGAAAAGGAGCUAAAUUAGGAAAUGCAGCAUGGGCAAUGGCAACCUCAAAACCUGAUAUUCUCAUCAUUCUGCUGCAGAAACUGAUGGAAGAAGGAAACUUACUGUACAAAAAAGGCAAGAUGAAGGAAGCAGCCCAGCGCUAUCAGUAUGCAUUGAGGAAGUUCCCACGAGAGGGCUUUGGAGAAGAACUGAAAGCUUUCAAUGACCUGAGAGUUUCAUUAUACUUAAAUUUGUCACGAUGUCGCCGGAAAACAAAUGACUUUGGUCUGGCUGAAGAGUUUGCUACCAAAGCAUUGGAUCUGAAACCAAGGUCUUAUGAAGCCUAUUAUGCUAGAGCAAGAGCCAAGAGGAACAGCAGAAAGCUCCACGCCGCCCUUGCUGACUUACGUGAGGCCACGAAGCUGUGUCCCACCAACCAAGAGAUAAAGCGCCUGCUGGCUCGAGUGGAGGAUGAGUGCAAGCAGCUCCAGAGAGCACAGCAGCAGAGGCGCCAGUCCCCACAGCUGGGACAGCCCAGUAACAGCUCCGAAAAUGAGGAGGAGGGUGUUACGCAAGGGGUGAAUCAUAACUUUAGUCCUCAGGAGAGAACAGAAGAAUCACCACACUGUGGCAUGUCUGCUUCCUCUCCACAAAGGCUGGAACGUCCUUCGGCUGCCUCGUCCUUCACCAGGACCCUUCAGGAAAGUGCUCAGCAGAAAGCUAGGCCUGCGUCCCCACCAGGCAGAGCAGGCAGUAAGUACCUGAGGGAGCCAGGCCUUAUCCUGCAGCCAACCAAGCAGGCACAGAUCGUGAAAACUAAUCAGCACUUGAGUUCUAUUCAGCCUGUGUCAAAACCUGGAACCAGUCAGUGUAAUCCAAGGUCAUCUUGUCAGCAUCUUCCCCAGACUCCUUUGCCAGUACAGCACCCUGGAAACCUCUACGGCAACAAAAUUGAGCAUCUGGAUGAUUCAAGCACGUUGCCACCUGGGAGUGUUGCCAGUGGUGGCAGUGCUGGUCUGUGCGAUGAGCUGUGCAAGUCCAGCCAGUGUCCCCACCUGCAGCACGGUGAGAGUCUCUCUUCUCAUCCUUCCACAAGUAAGUCUAAAGCUGCUGACAGGUCAACAGCUCCUGCUCCAGGCAGUUUCAGUGAAGCAAGACAGCAAACUCCUGUAGCUAGUGGUGUGUCUCUCAGUUCUCCAUGCAGCAGUUUGAUUCUUGCCAGUUCAACCAGCAGCUUAAGUUCGGUAGGCAGUUUUACAGAGAGCAUGAAGGGACUGGGGCCAGAUACUCAAACCAAGGAGAAUAAAGUAAAUCAAGUUCAGGGUCCUGCUGCCGAACACAGACCUCGCAACACACCCUUUAUGGGAAUCAUGGAUAAAACUGCAAGAUUUCAGCAGCAGAACAACCAAUCCAAUCGCACUUGGCAUUCUCAGGCAACAGAAGGAUUAACGAAUGCUGGUUCCAGCAGCCUUCAGCCCUCAAAUUUUGAGCAUUACCCAGUCAAACAUUAUCAAGCUAAAACCUUCUUCAGCGGCGUCACUGCAGGUGACAGCAUCCAGAACGGUGUGCAAGGUCGUGAGCAGGGUGGGUGCCCGAUGGAGAACAGAGCAGCCGGACCAGCUCCGGCCGGGCAUGCGGAGCCGCCGCCCAAGCCACAGGCUCACGGCGGUAGGGAAGGCCAUCCGGCCACAGCUACCAAACCAAAGCGCUCGUUCAUCGAAUCCAAUGUGUAAAUACCCUUGGGAAUGAUACACAUCUGUAAAACUUAGCUCACACCAUCAGAGCGUUACUUCUGCCUAAAAUACUGACCGGCCCUUCCUGCGUUUGAGGAUGAAGUCAGUGCUGGCCAGGAUUUAGUGGCAUACCAGCACUUCAAGCUGUUCACACCACCCCAGGAGAGUCAUAGGAACUGGAGGAGCAAAUCGUGUCGACUCAGCUGGGAUCAUCAGCCAACAAAAUGGGACCUCGAGUGGGAGAAGUCCUGCAACUUUACCCUUAAUAUGUGGCUCCUCUAAUCCAGAGUUUUAAUCUUGGCUUUUGGUUGUCUUACAUCUCAUCACUUAUAUAAUAAUUGUGCCUCUAAAAUACAUAAGUGCUUGACUCUCAAAACAGUAUUAAGAAAACUGUCUGCUGCAUAACAUUCAGCUCUGUACAUGUAUGUUUUUUAGUCAAAGAUAGUAUUUUAUCACUUUUCUAAUGGAAUCUAAUUUGGAUUGCAUGAUGUACAUUUAAGAACCUUAAAUAUGUGAAUGAGUAAACUACAAGCAGUCAUAUUUUGACAUGUGACUAACCUUCUAGUAACUAUAAGGAAAAAAAAAAAUAAGCAGUGACAUUUGCAUGUGCAUUGAAAGGCUUUGACCAUAUUGGUUAUUGCACUGAGUAACACACUAGUAUGGCAUGUUAACAGUAACCGCACUUUACAUAGUUUAUCUACUCACCUUUGGGUGCUUCCUUAAAGGAAAAUAUUUUGGCUUUUUUCAUGGGGAAAAAAAGGUACAGGAAUGAAAUGCUUAUAAAGCAUUUGUAUAGGAAAUCCAGGGAAUCGAUGCAGUGAGGAUGAAAGUUUGAGGAAAAGUUUCUGUGCAUUUGUUUUUUAGGACAAAGUUGUGAAGUAUUUUUCAGAGUAAGAAAGGUUUUAUAUUUGCAAUACUCUUCUGAAAAGAACCAGAUGUAGUGACAUUCCUAUGAGUGAAAUUAGGUUGGGACGAUCAGCUCAAUGUUUUCAGUCACUUUUCUAUUCUCAUUUGUGUACAGUGUUGUGUAUACAUUGUAAACUGCCUUAUAUCCAUUCUUAUAAGUUUCUUGUUGAGUUUGCAUUAUUAUGCUUUAGCUUAUUUAUUUUUUACUGUUUCUUUGAUAUUUUGUACCAGUCUUAUUAUUCUUGUCCCGUAGUUCUGUUUUUGCACAACUACUGUAUUUUUUCCAUACAAAAUAAAAAUUAUUAAUAUAGUUGUGGGAUGAGGUGCACUGACAGUUACAGGAAAAAUCAUCUCUGCAUGUAUGCUUAGUAACAUAGAAAAAGGACUUUUUUUGUAUUUUAAAUA
Molecule: messenger RNA, 6807 nt
Organism: Nothoprocta perdicaria
Lineage: Eukaryota; Metazoa; Chordata; Aves; Tinamiformes; Tinamidae
Gene: TANC1
Product: tetratricopeptide repeat, ankyrin repeat and coiled-coil containing 1
Exons: 25
Coding region: 1-5496 (1831 amino acids)
Biological process (GO): regulation of postsynapse organization
Cellular component (GO): glutamatergic synapse
Molecular function (GO): protein binding
Source: RefSeq, a predicted model, not a curated record